CGUUAAGGCGUUAAGCAUUUUCCAAUCAUGUGUAACUUGUUCACACAUGAUAAAAGGGAGAAAUCGAUUAGGCCCUUCCCCUCGCACCUGAUUGGUCCGCGCCGGGCCAACGCCGCGCUCUGAGUGGCCGGCCCGGGGAGGUGGGCGGGGCGGCGGUGAUGUCGGCUGCUCACUGACACCCUGUUAUGAUUGUAACAAGAGGCAUGGAUGAUUCCUGUUAUAUUUCAUUCCCACAUGAUCCCUGUCCGCGCCAGCAGCUGCAGCAGCGGCCCGCGCCCCCUGGCCUCCCGCGCCGCGCCCCGAGUUAUGAGCCACGGAGCCUCGCACCGCGGGCCCCUCGCCGCCUAUUCCUCCUCCUCCUCCUCCUCCUCCUCCUCCUCCCUCUCCUCUUGCUUCUCAUGUUAACAGCUAUUUAGUGCCUCCCGAAGGUGGCCCACACGAGGCGGCCUUCACUCUGCGACGCGCCCUAAAUCACGCGCGUGCCGCCCUGCCGCCCUCAGGUGUGACGCCGCCACGCCGCACCCAGUGUUGAAGGCGGUGCGGCAGGCGCGGCGCGGCGCUCAGCGGCGUGCGCCCCGAGAGGCAGCGCGACACCCGGCUGGCGGCAAGUCAGCGGCGCGGAGAGACCUCAACAGAGCAGCGAGUGGCAGGCGUGGUUGUGGUGGUGGUGGUGGUGGCGGCGGUGUGGUUGUGUGGUGAGGGCGCCGCCGCGCGCGCCAGCCUCCGCCAGGUCCCGAGGGGCGCGACGGGCGCCAGGACACGGACUCUACCCUGGUGGCGCCUGGCCGCGCGGCCGACGCAGCGGCAGCGGGCGGGCGUGCAGCGGCGGGCGUGAUGGGCGAGCCCCGGGGCGGGCGCGGGGAGCUGCACCUGUCGGGCCUGGGCUACCUGCACCCCGUGCACGUACUGUCCCAGCUGGCCCGCCCCGUGCCCCUCCCCAUGGGCGUGCCGCCCUUCAGCCUCGCCCCACCCAUGCCCCACGCCCUUAAGAUGAUGGGCGGCGGCGUGGGCGCCAUGUACCCCUGGGGCUUCAACUUGCACAGCCAUGUGCUGGGCGCCGUGCGACCCGGCUCACACACCCUCGGCAGGAGCCUGGCGUCCCCUGAGAGACUCAGCGACGCGCGGCAGGACGAGGGGAAAGACUGCGAGGAGGGCAGCCUGGACGGCGACGCGGCGGCUAAGAGACGACGCUCGCGCACCAACUUCAACUCGUGGCAGCUGGAGGAGAUGGAGCGGGCGUUCGAGGGCUCCCACUACCCUGACGUGUUCAUGCGGGAAGCCCUCGCCAUGCGUCUGGGCCUCACCGAAAGCAGAGUCGCCGUGUGGUUCCAGAACCGGCGAGCCAAGUGGCGCAAGAAGGAGAACACUCGGAAGCCGGGGCGCCCCGCCCACAACGCCCACCCGCAGACGUGCUCGGGCGAGCCCAUCCCGCCCGAUGAACUGGAGCGGCGGGAGCGCGUCCGCCGCGAGAAGAAGCUCCUGAAGCAGCUGGAGCGGCAACAGCGGAAGCUUUCCCUGAAGGGCGUGCACGUGAGCCUGGAGCAGCUGCGCCGCGAGUACGAGAACCAGCACAAGCCAGAGCCGGAGAUCGACGUGGUGGGCGAGGCGGGCGGCGAGCAGCCCGCGCCGCCCCGCCACACUACUGUCAAGCGACCGCCCACCUUCUCCAUCGAGAGCAUCUUGGCGCCAUCCAGGACAGAGGAACGAGGCCCGCCUUCGCCCGGCACCCUGCUGCGGGGAGCGCCUACGCCGCCCCCCACGCCACAGGACGCGCGCCAUACCCUACACCUGCCGCCCACCAAGCACGAGGCGCUCGACUCUUCCUCGGAAUGCGACGUGUCUGAGGCGUCAUCCGAGCCCUUCGUCCCCUUCGGCGCUAUGGAGCGGCGGAGCGACGCGCCGCUGUCCACCGCCGAGGCCCUGCACCAGCGGGGUGCCUCGGCCGCCGCCCUGUGUGCCCUCAACGCCCGCGCUGCCGCGGCCUCGCUGGACGUAUGCGAGGACGCGGAAGCUGCGGGCAGCCUGAGGCACGGAGAUGUGCGGGAUGGCGCGGCACAGGACCUUCCAGUGGUGGACUCCGAGGGCCAUAUCUGCUGAGGCUCCACUAGUCAGUGCCACGGCGCGGCGCCCCCUCCUCAGGGCGCCCAGCGACGGCGGGACCAUGAAUCGUGUCGAGUUGGCGUGGAGCGGCCAGGAUCUCCGAGCACGCCUCCCUUCCCAUCCCACUCUCCCUGUCACCCACUCACCCCCUCCCCUCCUCACCUGAACCACGUCUGUUUUAUCUUGUGUGAAGCAUCGAGCUGACCAGUGAACAAAUGAAGGCAGCCAAAUGACCCCUCAGUGUGUGCCGCCACGGACCACAGCCCCGCGCCCAUCAUGCACGGUGGGAUGGCUCCAUGAUAGCCGGGCAGCCUGGUGUCCAGAGGGGCAUGCAAGGCGGCAGCCAUGCCUCGCCGUGCCGGGCUGGGACAGUAGGGGCGUGUGCCCGCUUGGAGGCAUGAGCUACUCUCCUUCACGCGGCGCUCCUUACUCGGCCUAGAUUUCUCACGCUCCUCGCGAGCCUCCCUCACGCCCUUGCCAGGCGCCGCCCUUGACGGAAACCACACCGCGGCCACUGAGACGCCAUUGCCUCGCUCACACGCACGUAGACACACUCACACACACACACACACACACACACACACACACACACACACACACACACACACACACACACACAAAUGGGCUCAUCACGGUGAGGGAUGGCAUAAAAUCGCCGCCGCCACCGCCAACAUCGCCGCCGCCGCCGCCGCCGCUGCCAGCAGCAGCAGCAGCAGCAGCAGCACCAGUAGAAGCAGCGCCCCGCGGCGCCUUGAGGAGUCUAGGCUGAGUGGCGAUUCUUCUUGUUGUUGCUGUUUGUUGUUUGUUGUUGUUGUUGAUGGUCAAGAAGAGCGAUUUGUAUAAUCUUUUUUUCCCUACUUAGUAAUUUCUAAUUCUUCGACAUUCAAUAAAUACAUUAACGAAA
Portunus trituberculatus (swimming crab) is the source of this 3004-nucleotide messenger RNA. RefSeq names its product homeobox protein unc-4 homolog. Gene Ontology annotation, molecular function: sequence-specific double-stranded DNA binding; DNA-binding transcription factor activity, RNA polymerase II-specific. NCBI's taxonomy places the organism in Eukaryota, Metazoa, Arthropoda, Malacostraca, Decapoda, Portunidae. The record is from RefSeq and is a predicted model, not a curated record. Gene Ontology annotation, biological process: regulation of DNA-templated transcription.